Molecule: messenger RNA, 3212 nt
Organism: Cucurbita moschata (crookneck pumpkin)
Lineage: Eukaryota; Viridiplantae; Streptophyta; Magnoliopsida; Cucurbitales; Cucurbitaceae
Product: phosphatidylinositol 4-phosphate 5-kinase 1-like
Exons: 8
Coding region: 318-2678 (786 amino acids)
Biological process (GO): phosphatidylinositol metabolic process
Molecular function (GO): ATP binding; 1-phosphatidylinositol-4-phosphate 5-kinase activity
Source: RefSeq, a predicted model, not a curated record
UAUUAAAUCCGUUCUUUUCUGUUUCUCUCUCUACGCCCUUUCGUAUUUUCAUAUCUGCCUCGGCCUCUGUUCAGCUGCUAGCCUUCCCACCUAUUUUCUCAUCACCACCGCCUACGAAAAGCGUGGAAACAACUGCACGACACACACACACACACACAGAAGAAUUGCCUUCUCUAAUGAGCCGGAAUUUUUGUUGGCCCCAUUGCAGCCAUUUUUAACCUUCUGCAGGACAGAUGCAGAGCUAACGAACCAGGAAUAGGAGAGAAAGUAGAGACAGCGGAAGAAAUUGAGCGAGCUCGUCAGGAUAAGCCUCAUUUAUGUGUGCUUGGAAAAUGCGAGAGGCUCUGCCCUGUGAUGACCCCAGCUUAAUCGUCUCUUCUACCCACAAGAAGAAGAAAUCCGAUGACGAUAAGCUAGAUAAAGAUUCACAGAUGCAGAUGCUCGCUGUUCCUCCGGUUCUUGUUGUAAAUCGUAGCCGAUCACAGGCGAGUUCGCGAAGGGUUACACCCACUACCUUGACGACUACUCCUUCCAUAACUACGGUGGCUACUGUCGACUCUGUUUCCGGUGAUGGUACUGGAAUCCUUGCGCCGUCGGCUGUGGAGAAGCACCUUCCCAACGGGGAUCUGUACAUUGGGAGUUGCUUGGGGAGCGUUCCGCACGGAUCGGGGAAGUAUUUGUGGACUGAUGGGUGUAUGUAUGAGGGUGAGUGGAAGAGGGGUAAGGCCUCGGGGAAAGGGAAAUUUUCUUGGCCUUCUGGUGCUACAUAUGAAGGCGAAUUCAGGUCGGGUCGGAUGGAAGGGACUGGCACUUUUAUUGGAUCCGACGGCGACACCUAUCGUGGCUCAUGGUGUGCAGAUCGGAAACACGGUUUCGGCCAGAAACGUUACGCCAACGGCGAUUUCUACGACGGAACCUGGAAGCGGAAUGUUCAGGACGGAAAUGGCCGUUACGUCUGGAAGAACGGGAACGAGUAUGUGGGUGAGUGGAAGAACGGGUUGAUGUCCGGUCAGGGGGUUUUGAUUUGGGCCAACGGGAAUCGGUACGAAGGUCAAUGGGAGAACGGAGUACCGAAAGGGAACGGAGUUUUCAGUCUUCUCGACGGCAGUAGCCAUACCAGUGAAUGGAAUAACGAAAUGAAAAUCCAGCAAUACAAUGGAAGUUUCGAUUCGCUAGACGCGAAAGAGAAAAUCGAAAGCACUGAGGUUGUUGAGGGUGCGAAUUUGACCGCAACAUUCAGGAAAAGUUCUUCGGUGGAUGCUAGCAGAGGCAGCUCGACGGAGAGAAAUUUCCCGAGGAUUUGCAUUUGGGAAUCCGACGGCGAAGCCGGCGAUAUCACUUGUGAUAUACUCGAUAAUGUGGAGGCUUCGAUGUUGUAUCGAGAUGGGUUUAGACAGUUUAAGAAAACUCCUUGUUGUUCAACCAAUGAUGCCAAGAAACCAGGGCAGACGAUUUCCAAGGGGCAUAAGAACUACGAACUCAUGCUCAAUCUCCAACAGGGUAUAAGGUAUUCAAUCGGGAAACACGCUUCAAUUCUUCGGAACCUUAAGACAAGUGAUUUCGAUCCGAAGGAGAAGUUCUGGACGAGGUUUCCACCGGAAGGAUCGAAAACUACGCCCCCUCAUCAAUCCGUGGAGUUUCGAUGGAAGGAUUACUGCCCCUUGGUGUUCAGACAUCUGAGGGACCUGUUCCGGGUUGACCCUGCUGAUUACAUGCUAGCUAUUUGUGGAAAUGACACCCUUAGAGAGCUCUCUUCUCCAGGAAAGAGUGGAAGUUCUUUCUACUUAACUCAUGAUGAUAGAUUUAUGAUAAAGACAGUGAAGAAAUCAGAAGUGAAGGUGCUCAUAAGGAUGUUGCCAAGCUAUUAUGAUCAUGUAUGUCGAUACGAGAAUUCGCUCGUGACGAAAUUCUUUGGCGUGCAUUGUGUAAAACCAAUUGGUGGUCCAAAGACACGGUUUAUCGUGAUGGGCAACUUGUUCUGCUCUGAAUACCGAAUUCAUCGACGUUUCGACCUUAAGGGUUCGUCCCAUGGUCGGACAACAGAUAAGCCUGCAGGAGAAAUUGAUGAAACCACUACACUUAAGGAUCUUGAUCUUAAUUUCGUGUUUCGUCUUCAGCAAAGUUGGUUCCAGGAAUUCAUCAAGCAAAUUAACCGAGACUGUGAGUUCUUGGAAGCUGAGAGAAUCAUGGAUUAUAGUCUUCUGGUUGGUCUUCAUUUCCGUGACGAGAGUCGAUACGAUAAAAUGGGCUUAUCACCAUUUCUAUUACGAUCUGGUUACAAAGAUUCUUAUCAGAAUGAAAAGUUCAUGCGUGGCUGUCGCUUUCUUGAAGCAGAGCUGCAGGACAUGGAUCGAGUUUUAGCUGGCCAGAAACCUUUAAUCAGGUUAGGAGCCAAUAUGCCAGCUAGAGCCGAACGAAUGGCUAGAAAGAGCGACUUCGAUCAGUACACUCCUGGCGGGACAAGCCAUUUGAUCCCUUCAAGGAGUGGUGAAUUCUACGAAGUUGUCCUGUAUUUCGGGAUCAUCGACAUCUUACAGGACUACGAUAUCAGUAAGAAACUGGAGCACGCAUACAAAUCCUUACAAGUCGAUCCCACCUCAAUAUCAGCAGUCGACCCAAAGCUGUAUUCGAAAAGAUUCCGAGACUUCAUAGGACGAAUCUUCGUUGAGGACAGGUGAAUAAGAAAGAAAGAAGGAAGGAUGGAUAGAUAGAUAGAUAGCUAACUAUUAUCCAAUCGAUAAAAGAUUUCCCAACUGAAACAUGGAUGAACCAGAGAGUUGGGAAAAAGGUUGGCAUUGGGGGGGUGGCCGGCCACAUGCGAUUAAAGGCUGAUUUUGCAGAGCAGCCAAAGAGUAGAGAAGGUGGGGGAGGGGCGGGGUAAAGUGUUGAGUUAUAUAUGUACAUUGAAUGCAAGAAAAGAGGGAGAUUUGGGUGUUCGUCCCUCACGUUGCUUUACUAUUAUAUUUUUUUUUUUUUUUUGAAAGGUUUGAAAGAUAGGUAUAUAGGUAGUGGAGAAAAGUGAUUCAAAAUGGAUGGGGAUUUGGGGAUUUGGGGGUUUGGUUGGUUGGAAUAAGAGAAGUGUACAGGAUUGGAUUACGUUUAUGAUCUGAUCUCUCUCUCUCUGUUUUGUGAAAUAUUCUAUUCAGAAAACGCCUUAUUCAAUGUCUUUCUCUUCUUCUCAAGGCUCACUUUUUAUGAGUUUUAAGGCCAAA